Molecule: messenger RNA, 2021 nt
Organism: Trichechus manatus latirostris (Florida manatee)
Lineage: Eukaryota; Metazoa; Chordata; Mammalia; Sirenia; Trichechidae
Gene: HEMGN
Product: hemogen
Exons: 4
Coding region: 334-1845 (503 amino acids)
Biological process (GO): regulation of osteoblast differentiation; cell differentiation
Cellular component (GO): nucleoplasm
Source: RefSeq, a predicted model, not a curated record
UUCGUAGCAGAUAGAACCAAAUGACUGCUGUCAUGAGGACUGUUCCACACCAGGCUGUGGCCAGAGUGGCUGCCUGUAACAGCAACCUAUUCUUAGAGGAUGAGGAUCUAGCAUCAGCCAUUUUCCCCCUUCUCACACCUGUGCAGGGUGAUAAAGAAAGCAGAAUUAGCCUGCAGCUGUGGUCCAACCAGAUAAAACAUUUAGGCGGGAAGUCAAGUGACAAGUGAAAUUGUGUGUGUUUGUGUUUAAGUGUUAGUUACUUUUGAUAUUUUAAAAAAGCUCCUAGGCUGCCUGUGGAAGUCAGACUAAAUAGCAGGAAGGUACUGCAGCAAGAUGGACUUAGGAAAGGACCAGACUCAUGUGAAGCUCCAUCAGACACCUGCUUCUCAUCAACAAGAGAACCAUGCUCCAGAACUCAUUGGAACUUGGUGUUUGCGAAACCGGGAGCAACUCAGAAAAAGAAAAGUUGAAGCAGAAGAAAAACAAACUUCACAGUGGCUAUUUGGAGAACACAACAGAGGCAAGCGGCAGAGAACAGGAAAAGGAAAUGAAAGAUGCAGAAAGAGACAACAAACUGCAGAACUGAAGGUGGAUCCUUGGCCACAAGUAGAAAAGGAAAUGAUGGAGAAAGCAGUGGCACCCACAGAACAAGAAACUGAGCCUCCUGGGAGUGUAACCGAAGCCCUCCCUCCUAGAGCCUCCAAAGAAAAAGCCAUGGCUGAGAAAUCCUUUUCUGAAAUAUGUCAAGAAAGCAUUAUACAUCAGGAAAAUUGUUCUGAGUAUGAAGAAACAGGAGCACAAAAUCACCCUUCUGAAACAUGCCAAGAUAUGACUGAACCUGAAAACCUUUCUCCUAAAAUGUGUCAAGAAAUAGCUGUACUUCGAGACCAUCCUUCCAAAAUGUACCAAGAUAUGGCUGAACCUGAAGACCUGUCUUCUAAAAUGUGCCAAAGAACAUCUGUAGUGACAGCCCUUCCUUCUAAAACAUCUGAAGAUACAGCUGGCCUAGAAGGAUGCUCUCCUGAAGUAUACCCUAAACCAGAUGUGCCUAAAGGCUACCCUCUUGAAACAGACCAAAAAACGGCUGAACCCAAGGAAUGGAAUUCUGAACCAGACCAAGAAAUGGCUGAGAAUGAAAGCUUCUUUCCUAAAAUACAGGAUGGAGCUGUGCCUAAAGACCUUUCUACAAAAACAUACCCAGGAACAACUGAACCUAAAUACUUCUCUCAUAAAACAUAUAAAGAAGUGACUGUGUCUAGAACUCCCUCUCCUAAAACCAUCCGAGAAACACCUGGGCCUGAAGAACAUUCUCCUGAAGUAUACCAAGAAACACCUGGGCCUGAAGAACAGUCUCCUGAAGUAUACCAGGAGAAACCUAGAUCUGAAGAACAUUCUCCUGAAGUAUACCAAGGAACACCUGGGCCUGAAGAACAGUCUCCUGAAGUAUACCAGGAGAAACCUAGAUCUGAAGAACAUUCUCUGGAAGUAUACCAAGAAACACCUGGGCCUGAAGAACAGCCUCCUGAAGUAUACCAAGAGAAACCUGGAUCUGAAGAAUAUUCACCUGAAAUAUAUCAAGAAACAUCUGGGCCUGAAGACCUCUCUACUAAGACAUGUACAAAUAAAAAUGUGCCUAAAGAAUGCUUUCCAGAACCAUACCAAGAAACAGGUGGGCCUGAAGGCCAGGAUCCUGUAACACACCAGGAAGAUGCUAAGGAUUUUUAUACUUUUCCUCGAGAAAUGAAAGAAAAAUCCAAAGCAGAAGAACCAGAAAAACCAGCAAAUCUGAAUAGUCCUCAAGAGGAUCAUCCAGAAGAUGACAUCUAUAGCUUUGUUUUAUUUUAACAAUGCUCAACCAUAAUAGUUAUCCUCCAAUGGAAUAUACAUCUCUACAACAUUCAUUAAUGUUUUAACUUAGUCUUUUUUCUAUUUAUAGACCAUAUCUGAAAGAGAGAACUAACAUGUUUUUUUUUAGGCUCGAUUAACAUAGAUAAUAUCUUGCUUGUGCGUGUGUGUGCGCG